Symbiodinium natans is the source of this 2229-nucleotide messenger RNA. NCBI's taxonomy places the organism in Eukaryota, Dinophyceae, Suessiales, Symbiodiniaceae. The record is from the annotation of a GenBank genome assembly.
AUGGUCACGCGAAUGCUGGGCUAUGCUCACUGUAGCACAGACUACGCAAAGUCGGUGGGUGCGUGUGGGCUGCUGCUUUCCUUGAAAGCGUGCCCUGCAGAUGCGGGCAAUCGGCGGGUGCCAGUUGCGGAUGCUGUCAAGGCCUCUGCGAAGGCGCGGGAGCGGUGGAGCCGGUGGAUAGGACAAGCUGUGGCAACAAGCAGCGCCCUCACCGUGGGCGCGGCUGCGGCCACGGCCGCAGGUGCCGUGGCAGCGUCCACGCGACGGAAGACCCGGGUCGCUGCGCGUGCCGAAGUGGCCCCUGGUGAGAAGGUGGUGGGCAUUGACCUGGGCACCACCAACUCCGCAGUGGCUGCCAUGGAGGCCGGCACCCCCACCGUGAUCCCCAAUGCGGAGGGUGCACGCACCACGCCGAGCGUCGUGGCCUACUCCAAGAGUGGUGAGCUGCUCGUGGGGCAGAUCGCCAAGCGCCAGGCUGUCGUGAACCCGGAGAACACCUUCUACUCCGUGAAGCGCUUUGUCGGCCGCCAGCCGGGUGAGGUGAAGGAAGAACUGAAGGAGGUGUCCUACCAGGUGGACUUCGAAGGUCAGAAGGUGAAGAUCGACUGCCCAGUCUUGAGCAAGAAGUUCGCACCCGAGGAGAUCUCUGCACAGGUGCUGCGCAAGCUCAGCGGCGAUGCCGGCACGUACUUGAGUGCCACCGUCCAGAAGGCCGUCGUGACGGUGCCGGCUUACUUCAACGACUCGCAGCGUCAGGCCACGAAGGAUGCAGGCAAGAUUGCCGGAUUGGAUGUCCUUCGGAUUGUCAACGAGCCCACCGCUGCAUCCUUGGCAUAUGGCCUGGAGAAGGCGAACAACGAGACGAUUUUGGUCUUCGACCUCGGCGGCGGCACCUUCGAUGUCUCCGUGCUGGAGGUUGGGGACGGCGUUUGCGAGGUGCUGGCAACCAACGGAGACACCCAUCUGGGCGGUGACGACUUCGACAAGGUCAUCGUGGAUUGGCUGGCGGAAGACUUCCAGAAGACCGAGGGCAUCGACCUCCUCAAGGACAAGCAGGCGCUUCAGCGCCUGACCGAGGCCGCCGAGAAGGCCAAGAUCGAGCUGUCUGGCGUGCAGGAGGCCAAGAUUUCCCUCCCGUUCAUCACCGCCGAUGCCACGGGCCCCAAGCACAUCGAGCAGAGCCUCUCCCGGGCCAAGUUCGAGCAGCUGGCCAGCAAGCUCAUCACUCGCUGCAAGAGCCCAGUCGAGAGUGCCAUGAAGGAUGCCAAGCUGAGUGCUAGCGACAUCAACGAGAUUGUGCUAGUGGGUGGCUCCACCCGAAUCCCCUCCAUCCAGACCCUGGCGUCGGAGCUGGUGGGUGGCAAGAAGCCUAACCAGAGCGUGAAUCCGGACGAAGUGGUGGCUGUGGGUGCGGCCGUGCAGGCUGGUGUCCUGGCGGGUGACGUGAAGGACAUCGUCCUUCUGGAUGUGACGCCCUUGUCCUUGGGCGUCGAGACACUGGGCGGAGUGGCCACAGUGCUCAUCCCUCGGAAUACCACGAUUCCCACCAAGAAGACAGAGGUCUUCUCCACUGCCACGGACUCCCAGCCGUCUGUGGAGAUCGUGGUGCUGCAGGGCGAGCGGCAGUUUGCAAAGGACAACAAGAUCCUGGGUACCUUCCGCCUGGACGGCGUGCCGCCGGCGCCGCGAGGUGUGCCGCAGAUCGAGGUGACCUUUGACAUUGAUGCCAACGGUAUCCUCAACGUGGGCGCGAAGGACCGUGGUACAGGCAAGGAGCAGACGAUCACCAUCGCUGGAUCCUCCACGCUGGACAAGACGGACGUCGACAAGAUGGUGCAGGAUGCCGAGGCCAACGCCGCCGACGACGCCAAGCGCAAGGAUGCCGUGGAGACCAAGAACAACGCGGAGAGCCUGGUGUACCAGACCGAGAAGCAGCUGUCUGACCUGGGCGACAAGGUGCCUGCAGACCUGAAGGCCAGCAUCGACCCCAAGCUGCAGGCGCUGAAGGACAAGGUCGGUGAGGCCGAGCCCGACACUGAGCUCCUCAAGACCAUGACCAAGGACCUCCAGGAGGAGCUGAUGAAGGUCGGCCAGGCCGCCUACGCGAACACCGGCGGCGCCCCGGCGCCCGAGGGAGCGGCCGGCGAUGCCGGCGAGGCUGGGGCGCCCCCGCCCGGCGACGCCAAGAAGGGCAAGGACGACGACGUCAUCGACGUGGAUGGCCAGUAA